AUGGUGCCCAAACAAGAAACGAUCUGCAUCAUCGACUCGCCGGAUAACAAUACGGACCGGCCGUUGUUUGGCUCACGACUGGUCGACGAAAACUCGACGACGCCGUACUCCGACGCCACACAGACGAAAAAGAACAAUCCAAACCACAUCAAACGGCCAAUGAACGCGUUCAUGGUGUGGUCACAGCUUGAAAGACGCAAGAUAUGUAGUGAUCAACCGGACAUGCACAACGCGGAGAUAUCGAAGAUGCUCGGUGUGAGAUGGAGAAAGCUGACCGAUGAACAGCGGAAACCGUUCAUUGAGGAGGCCGAGAAGCUGAGACUGAUGCACCUCAAAGAGUACCCGGACUACAAGUACAGGCCACGCAAGAGGACGCCAAAGAACGGUAGUGGUAACGCGACCAACUCUUCCGCUCCGGUCACGAUCACGAAGACCACUACGACGGCCGUGGCUCAGUCAAAGUUGAGGAAAAACUUUUGCAAAAAGUUCGGCAGCGCUAUGACAGUGUCCAGCCGCAUCGCGUCUGCCCUUAACUCUGGGACGGUGCGCGUGCUUGAAACGUGCAGAACCACGGAACCGACACCAGUGGGGUUGCUCCAGGACAACACCACUUCAUCGUCAUCGUCGUCAAAGUCUUUCGUCCGGCGCAACGGCAUCAUACAGGUGAACAGGAUGAGCCCGGUGAACCCGGAUCGGCUCAAGUAUCACUUCACAAUCGAUACGGCCAAGGGCAACAGUUCCAAGGAUGCGGCCGAGGUGCGCGUGCCCGCUUCGGUACACGCCAAGGUGCCAACCAGCCCGACUUGCGACUCUCCAAACUCGCCGGAGAGCGCCACGUUCUACGACGACUCGCCGCUGACGUGCAGCUUCGACGUCGUCAAGCCGCUCAAAAUCAAGUUGCUCAACACGUCGCUCAACACAUCGGCAACGAUCACGGUGCUGGCCGACGUAGACGACGAUGACUGCAACGAGGACUGCGACAACAACAGCGCCAACGCUAACGCCAUGUUGCUCAGUCCUGGUUCAGCCGCAUCGCUCAUGUCCGCCCGACAGAUUGACCAGCAGCUCCACCAGCAACAUCACCACCAGCAGCACAACCACCUAAACAAUCAGUCGUCGGCCGAUCUGCUCGCCCGUACCCUGAUGAAGGACGAUCACCUGCUGAUCAAGGCUGAACCCUCGCACCCGUCGCCGUCUUCGUCCUCAAUGUCCGCCGUCGCCCAGUCGUCGUAUUUCUCCGUCAAACAGGAACCGAUGGACUGCGAUUCGGAGUCGGCCGCGCUGGGCCGCGUCGGCGAGAAUCCAUCGCUGGGCCGCGUCGGCGAGAAUCCAUCGCUGGCCGACCUCGAGUGCCUGGACGACCUCAUCCAGAUGCCGUCCGACUUCAAGAUGGACAUCGACUGCCUGUCGUCCGACAUGGACAACGGCUCCGUCCGGCAGAGCUCGCACCUCGAGUUCACGUGCACGUCCGACAUGACCGACAUACUGUCCCACAUGGGCGUAACCCCCGACUGGGAGGACGUGCGGGGCAUCAUCAACGACUGCUAA
Molecule: messenger RNA, 1548 nt
Organism: Macrosiphum euphorbiae (potato aphid)
Lineage: Eukaryota; Metazoa; Arthropoda; Insecta; Hemiptera; Aphididae
Source: the annotation of a GenBank genome assembly